UUAGUGUACUCAAUCCAAGUUUCAAUAUGUUUCAAUCUAAUCUCAAGUUUCUUCUUUCUUUUUCUCUUUUAUGUGUUUUGUUUUCUCUUCUUUUUCAGUCCUUAAAGCCAUUCCUGAUGCAAUACUACUAUAGCUUCUACACCAUUGACAAGAGUUACAUGUUUCUUCUAUCCAAUACCCUUCUUGCUUUUAUAGCAUUAUGUUCUACCAUAUUCAAUACCUCUUCAUCAACCACUCAUGAAAGCAUUGAACAUGUUCUUGUUCUUGACAGUGACAAGAGUAACCACUUCGAGUUUUACGUAACAGAACCAGAUAUUACAGAAGCAAUUGAUAGUGAUAACAUAUUGAAAACUGAAACACCAAAAGAAGAUGAAGAAGAAAAGAGCUUGAUGAUAGUGGAACAAGAAAACAUGAUUACAGAAGCAGAAGCAGAAGAAGAAGAAGAAGAAGAAGAAGAAGAAGAAGAUGAUGUUCUUAUGAUAAUUGAAGAAUAUGAGACAGAUGAAUUGAACAAGAAAUGUGAGGAUUUCAUAAAAAAGAUGAAAGCUAAGUUCUGUUAUGAUUCAUAUGUUGAGAAGAGUAAUUAUUAUAAUGAUCAUCAGAAUCAGAGUUCACUUGUGCUUGUUAAUUAGUAACUUAUCUUAACUUUUUUAGAAUUUUUCUUUUUUGGUUUGUAGGAAUUAAAUAUUUAUCUUUUCUACAUGACUAUGUCAAACUCAAAGUAUGUUGUGUUUUGUUUUAUGAAGAAUGUGGUCCAAUGAAAAAUAAAAUAUUGCUAUAAUUCAUAAUAUAUUA
Vicia villosa (hairy vetch) is the source of this 795-nucleotide messenger RNA. RefSeq lists its product as uncharacterized. The record is from RefSeq and is a predicted model, not a curated record. Bases 27 to 632 code for a protein of 201 amino acids. Lineage: Eukaryota; Viridiplantae; Streptophyta; Magnoliopsida; Fabales; Fabaceae. The transcript has a single exon.